UUCAAUAAUUUCUAGCAUUACUCUGUGCACGGAUGUACACGUUAAUAUUGAUGCUUUUAAGCGAAAUAAGUACACCAUUGGGAUAACAGUACCAUAGGAUUAUUGUUCAGCAUAAAUGAUAUUCCAACGUAAUGUGACUUGGAAGUACAAAUCGAAAAAACGACAUACAAUGGAUAUUAACAUAGGAUUUAAUUCCCCAGGAACUAUUUAGUAAAGCCAGUGUUUGGCUAAAGAGUUCGCACUAAGAUUCCUGAAUCUACUUGGAACUAUUACUCUCGCCCAACACGCUGGCUUCCUUUCCUAAUUCGGAUACCCCUACAAUAACUUUAUGGAACCUGUCACGGUGGACACUGGACCAGACGUAGGUCCUGUCGGUAAGAAAGAAUACGACAAGGAUUACGAAACUGACACAAGCAAAUUGGAUACUUACGAUGAGGGCAAAUUAAAGGAGCAUAACCAUGGGGGUGUGGAUGGUAAACUCAAUGAUGUAAAUCCUCAAGGCGAUGAGAGUGAAAAGAAGGAGACAAAAGAUAAUGCGGAUGAGGAAAGUACGGGAAUACUAGAAGAGGUAGAGAGAUUUCGUGAUCCGAAUGUUGUUGUUGUGAAUGGUACGUAUUUAACUCAGGAGCAACCUAAACCACAGGCUAUCGAGGAGGAGAGGGCACCAGGCGUUGUGCAGUCUGAAGGUGCUGCCCCCUCUGCCGAUCCUGUGGCAGAGAAACACGAGAUGGAACCACAGAGAGAGGAAACGACGCCACCGGCCGCGGCGGAGGAGGAAACUAGGCCGGAAACAACAGAUGAACCUGUAGAGGUCCGUGAAGGAGAGAAACAGGAGCGACCUGUGUCUACCCUGUCCACGGAGCCUUCAGAAGGGACAUCAUCUGUUUCAGAUGACCACAAAAGUAGUGGUGCUAGUGCAACAUUGUUUGGUAGUCUCAGGAGGUCCUUCGGUAAGGGUAAGAAGGAGACAGAAGACGAGCCUGCAGAGGAGAAGCCAAAGAAAAAGAAGAAAGGAAAGAAGGGGAGGAAAAGAAAGGAGCAACCCGAGAUGCCUGCAGAACCUCCUAAGGAGGAGGAGAAGAAAGACGAACCUCAGGAGCCCGAGGCAGCAGAGCCCGAAGAGAAAGAGGGCAAAAAGAAACGGAAAAAGAAAAUAAAAAUAUUCAGUUUCAAAAAGAAGGAGGAUGAAGCAGAUGAGAAGGAGAAACCUAAAGAAGAUGUCAAACCAACGGAGGCAGCAGCAGAUGUUACCAAAGAACCAACAACAACAGAAAUGACCCAACCAGAGGCAGCGGAAACCACACCGUCCACAGAACAGCAGGAGGAACCGAUGGAAAUGAAGGUGGAGGCGAAACAACCUGAAUUAGAACACGCUCAGGAACCAGUUCAACCUCAAGAGGAGGAGUCAAUAUUAGAUGCUAUCAAAAAGAUUCCAUUGGAAACUCCUGAUCAAGGUGCGGUUGUUGUUGUGGGUUUUGAGACAGCGCCUGCCGUUGUGCAACCAGAACCUGUCGAAGUAAAACUUGAAGUACGUGAAUCUGUUGUGGAUAUGCCGGAGGGUGAAGAAAAGAAAGACAAGGAGAAGCCAGUAGAAGCCCCGGAACCGGAGGAGGCCGAUUCGUCAGCAAUUGAGGACAGAUUGGAGAGUUUUAAGGAAGAGAUGAUUGCAGCUAUGAAUGCAGAUAAUGUGGAAGCUGGGGUUACUGCGGGUAUUGGUAUUGGUGUGUCUACAGAGGAACAACCAACCAAACCAAAGGAGGAGGAGCAGCCUAAAGAAGACGAGAAGGAUCACGAACAGGUGAAAGAAGAAAAACCGGUUGAGGUCAAAGCUGAAGCAGACGUUGAAGCCAAGGCUGGUAUCACAGUUGAUGUUCCAACAGUUGCAGUAGGAGCUGCGUUGUCUGUAGAUGCUGGCGUGGAGGGUGCAGAUACCAAAGGAAAGAAGAAGAAGAAACGAAAGAGCAAAUUAUUUAGUUUCAAGAAAGACAAAACUGAUGAACAGAAGGAGAAAUAUGAAAAACCAAAGGACGAAUCUACCAAUGAGGAACACAGACAUGCAAGGGAUGACCAAGAUGAAGAUCAUGAACACAAGCAGAAAUUCAGACUUCCAAGUUUCCACUUUGGUAAAUCCAAGCAUGAUAAGGAAAGGGAAGCUGAACCUGAGGUCCAGCUUGUCAUGGCACCACAAGUUGCAGGGUCAGCGGAGGUUGAACAUGAUCAUAAACAUAGAUUUAAGCUCCCGUCUUUCCAGUUUGGGAAGCAUAAACAUGACAAAAAGGAGACAGAAGAAGGUCCUGCAUUAGAAAGGAGUGAGGAAGUCAUCACAAAUCCGCCAAGGGGAACCAUUCCUGGCCCAGGGAAACCAGUACUGGAGGAAGGUGAGAGGCCUUCUGAACCGAUUCUGGAAGUAGAGGUCGUGGGAGAGACCCCUAUUGUUCCACUUGAAUCUCUGCCAGAGGUUGAUUUUUCUGUGAAAAUUGCACCUGAACUAGAACUGGAGGUGGAGGAACCUGAUAUAAUCCCAGCAGAAGACAAGCCAGAUAAAGAACCAAGAGUAAAACUAAUAUUCGAGGACCCUAAUAUCACAGUCGAGACGCCUAAACCACAUGUCUCUGUUGAUGUACCAGAACCUAGUCUAGCCAUUGGUGGUGCAUUUGGUGUCGAAAAACCAACUGAAGAAGACAAGAACAAACCUACUAUUGAACACAAAGCCAGUUUCAAGUUACCUAGCUUUCAUUUUGGAAAGGGAAAACCAAAGAAGGACAAAAAGAAGAAGAAGAAGGGGAAGGAUGAUAAAGAACACCCAGAGGAAGACACUGAUGAUUCAAAAGAGAAGAGGAAGUCUACUACUAGUGAUGAUAGUGAUCAUGAUCACAAGCAUAGGUUUAAACUUCCAAGUUUUCAUUUUGGUGGAAAACACAAACAUGAUAAGCCCGAAAAAGAGGGUGACACUCCAACUGAGCCUGAGAUUAAGUUGGUCUUUGAGACUCCUAAAGCACCGGAGCCGGAGGUAACAGUUGCUGUCAAAGCUUCAGCAGAUAUCGAUAAGCCAGAAACAGAAGAAAAAGAACGACCUGAAGAUGAAGAAGAUGAGAAACCUAAAGAUGAUGAUGAUCAGAAACACAAGCACAAGAUCCAUCUUCCCAGUUUUGGAUUUGGUAAACAUAAACAUGGCAAGGGCGAUGGAGAGCCAGGCACGCCCACAGAACCGCAAGAAAUAAAAUUGGUUCUUGACACACCAGAACCAAACGUUGCAAUUGAAGGCUCAGGUGGAAUUGAUGUGGACAUACCUAAAGUUGAUGAUGGACAACGACCUCCGUCGGUUGUCUUAGUCCUUGAGAAGGACGACCAUAAACCUGAUGAAAAGGAUGAUGACCAUGAACACAAACAUAAGUUCAAACUUCCAAGUUUUGGCUUUAAAAAGCAUAAACAUGAUAAAGAAAAGGACGACUCGGAAGGAGAAGCGGUGACUCCAACUGACCCUGGGUUUAAAGUGGAAAUCGAUACUCCAGAAAUACCUGAUAUCCCUGAACCAGAGCUUGAUCUUUCAAUAAGGGCAUCUGCUGAUGUCGAUGUGCCAGAGGUGGAGAAACCCGAUGGCGAUCAGCCUGAAACGAAGUUUGUCCUUGAAACACCGGAAAUUCCUGAACCAGGGCUAGAUGCAGAUGUAAAGGUUGGUGCUGAUGUGGAAAUACCAUCUAGGCCACAGUCAGAAAUCAUCCUUGUAGUUGAGACACCAGAGAAGCCAAAGGAGAAAGAGGGAGGACCUUCAUCGAGACCAGUGUCUCUACUCGUUGUUGAGCCACCUGAACCAAAGGACAAGGACAAGGAUGUCAAGAAGAAAUCAAGCUUCAGAAUUCCAAGUUUCAGCUUUGGGAAGAAGCGAGACAAACCAAAGGUUGAAAAGAGAAAGAAAGAUGAUGAAGACGAAGAGGAGGGUGAGCGCAAGGAGGAGGAAAAGGCUGAUGAUAAAAAGGAUGACCAUGAACAUAAACACAAGUUCAAACUUCCAAGUUUCCACUUCGGGGGUAAACACAAACAUGACAAACCGGAAACACCAGAUGGCGUUGAUGUCACAGUUACCACACCAACACAGCCCGAAAUUAAACUUGUCCAUGAGGUGCCGGAAGUCCCGGAGCCUGAGCUGCCAGUUGUGAUUGGUGCCUCAGCAGAAGUUCAGGAACCUGAAAUUGAGAUUCCCGAGAUAAAGGAAGAAGAUCAGCCUGAAAUAAAGCUGGUUAUGGAUGUUCCUGAUCUCGACCUCUCAGCUGAUGUGAAGAUCAGGGAGAAAGAUGACGAAAAGGAUGAUGACGAAGACGAUGAGAAGAGGAAAUCAACUGCCAGCGAUGACAGUGACCACAAACACAAACACAAGUUUCAUCUGCCACAUUUCCACCUUGGCAAGCAUAAGCAUGAUGAACCAGAUGUAGACGCUGAUGUAAAAGUAGAUUCACCGACUCAACCUGAAAUGAAGUUAGUUUUUGAAGCUCCAGAACCUCAUGUGAAGACUCCCGAAGGUGACGAUGAUGAGAAAGACCAUGAACAUAAACACAAGUUCAAAGUUCCAGGUUUCCACAUUGGCGGUAAACACAAACAUGAUAAACCAGAGACACCUGAUGGGGUUGAUGUUGCGGUCACCACACCGACUGAGCCUGAGAUAAAGCUUGUUCUUGAGACACCAGAAGUGCCGGAACCUGAGGUAGCUGUUGCAGUUGAGGUUGAGCCUGAGAUGCCCGAGAUAAAGGGAGAGGUGCAGCCUGAAAUUAAGCUAGUUAUGGACGUCCCUGAUGUUGAUUUCUCAGCUGAUGUAAAGGUCAGAGAAAAAGACGAGGAGAAGGAUGACAAUAAAGAGGAUAAGAAAGAAAAGAGGAAGUCAGCUGCAAGCGAUGACAGUGACCACAAACACAAGCACAAAUUUAAACUGCCAAAGUUUCCAAGUUUCCAUUUUGGUGGAAAGCAUAAACAUGGUAAACCCGAUAAGGACGCUGAAAUUAAAGUCGGUGCAUCAGCUGAGCCUGAAAUCAAGCUUGUUCUGGAAGCUUCAAAACCAGAGCUAAAGGAUCAUGAAGUUGAAACACCCGAGAUAGCGGGUAGUGAUCAGCCGGAAUUUAAGCUGGUUAUGGAUGUUCCACAACCACAAGUUGAUAUGCCUGAGGUUGAGAACCCUGAAGUUGAUGUUCCUGAUGUUGAUAUCUCUGCCGGCAUAAAGGUUGAGAAAAAAGAUGACAAAAACGAUAAAGAGAAGAGAAAGUCAACUUCAAGUGAUGAUGAUGGUGACCAUAAGCAUAAACAUAAGUUUAAACUCCCAAGCUUCCACUUCGGAAAGCAUAAGAAAUGGGCACCUGACCAGGAGAAGAAAGAGGGAGAACCAGCCGAAAUGAAGCUGGUGUUGGAGACUCCAGAACCGCAGGUUGCUGUAGAGGUUGAAAAGCCAGAUGUGGAUGAUAAAGCCGAUGAUGGGAAAAGACAUGGAGAUAAACACAAAUUCAAACUCCCAAGUUUUGGUUUUGGAAAACAUAAGCACGACAAACCUGACAAAGAGGUGCAGAUACCUACAGGACCUGAAGUUAAAUUAGUCCUCGACACUCCUGAAAUACCAGAGGUGUCCGCUGAAGUUGAGCCUUGCAUAGAGGGUGAAAAGCCCAAGGCAGUAUUACCAGAAGGACCUGAGUUUGAGCUUGCGAUCGAAACACCAGAUGUACCAGACAUACCAAAGCCUGACAUUCCAGCUGCUGGUGAGGUCAUCGCUGAAGUUAACGUCCCUGAGAUACCAGAUGUUGAUGUUGAUACAAGACCACAGUCUAUUGUAUUAGUCCUUGAAAAGGAGGAUAAACCUGAGGAUAAUGAUGAGGACCAUGAACAUAAACACAAGUUCAAACUCCCAAGCUUUGGUUUCAAGAAGCACAAACAUGAGGGUGAGAUUGAAGGUGAAGUGGAAACUCCAACCGAGCCUGAGCUAAAACUUGUGUAUGAUGUACCCGAGACAGGGGAAGAUGGUGAUCAUGAGCAUAAGCACAAAUUCAAAAUGCCAGGCUUUGCUUUCAACAAGCAUAAACAUGGUCAUGAUGAUAUUGAGUCACCGAAGGAAGAGCCAGAGUUCAAGCUAGUUUUUGAGACCCCGGAACCGAAAGUGGAACUUGAUGUCCCCGAUGCAGAUGCACAGGUUGAUAUUGUCCCAAAACCGCAGGCAGAAAUCGCUGCCCCUGAAAUUGAAGUCCCGGACACUAAACUUGUUAUUGAUGUACCAGAGCCCGAGUUGAAAGUGGAAGGGUCUGCAGUCAUUGACGACAUCAAAGUAGCUGAGGGAGAACCUGUCGUCGAGGUAGAUUUUGACAAGCCAGAGCCACCCGAAAUAUCACUUGUGUUUGAGCAGCCACACCUAGAAAUGUCCAAAGAUGAGAAGGAUAAGCGGAAAUCGACUCUCAGUGCUGACAGUGAUCGUGAAGGGAAAAAACACAAGUUCAAACUUCCAAAGUUUCCAAGUUUUCACUUUGGUAAACAUGACAAGCCAAAGAAACCGAAGGGUGGCGCUGUUGAAGUUGAAACACCGACAGAGCCCGAGAUUAAGCUUGUGUUGGAGGCACCAGAACCUAAAGCGGAGAUUGCUGGGGCUGCAGAGGUUGAGCUCCCUAAAGUUAAUGUCGAAGAGGAACCAGAAAUCAAGCUGGUUGUUGAUGCACCAAAAAUAGACUUCGGCAUUGAUGGUAAGGGGGACGUCCAAGUACCUGAAGAUGGAGAGCCAAAGGAUGAUUUGAAAGAUAAAAGGAAAUCAACAGCCAGUGAUGACCAGGAACCAGCAGGCAAGAAACACAGAUUUAAAAUGCCAAGCUUUCAUUUUGGUGGCAAGAAUAAACAUAGUAAACCAAAGAUUGAGAAACGGGUUAAGACACCAGCAGAACCUGAGAUCAAGCUUGUCCUUGAAAUGCCUGAUGUACCUCAAGCACCAGAGCCUGAGUUGGAUGUAGUAGUUAAGGCAGCAGCAGAAGUAGAGGAGCCAGAGAUUGAGAUACCAGAGAUAAAGGGAGAAGAUCAACCUGAAAUUAGGCUUGUUAUGGAUGUUCCAGACGUCGAUCUCUCAGCUAAUGUGAAGGUUGAGGAGCCUGAGAUACCCGAGAUAAAGGGAGAGAUACAACCUGAAAUUAAACUUGUAAUGGACGUUCCAGAUGUUGAUUUCUCAGCUGAUGUGAGGGUCAAGGAGAACGAAGAUGACGAGGAUGAGGAAGAAAAGAGAAAAUCAACUUCCAGUGAUGACAGUGACCAUAAACACAAACACAAGUUUCAUCUCCCACAUUUCCACCUCGGCAAGCAAAAGCAUGAUAAACCAGAUGUGAAUAUAGAUUCACCAACUCAACCCGAAAUGAAGUUAGUUUUAGAACCAGCUAGUCCAGAGAUUGCUGUUGAGGCGUCCGGAGAAGUACCCCAACCGAAGGAAAAAGAAGAGCUUGAAAAAGAAGGGGAUUAUGAACAUAAACACAAGUUUCAUCUCCCACAUUUCCACCUUGGCAAGCAUAAACAUGAUCAACCAGACGUGGACGCCGAAGUAAAAGUAGAUGCACCAACCGAACCUGAAAUAAAAUUAGUUUUAGAUGCUCCAGAACCUCACGUAGCUGCCGAUGAUGAUAAGGACGACCAUGAUCACAAACACAAGUUCAAAGUACCUGGCUUCCAAUUCGGAGGUAAACAUAAACAUGAUAAACCCGAGACACCAGAUGUUGCAGUUGAGUCGCCAACAACACCUGAGAUUAAACUUGUGCAUGAGGUUCCAGAAUUUGAUGUCGAAGAACCUGAAAUGGAGAUAAAGAUAAAGGCCUCAGCAGAUGUUGAGGAGCCUGAGAUACCCGAGAUAAAGGGAGAGGUGCAGCCUGAAAUUAAGCUUGUUAUGGAUGUUCCAGAAGUCGAUCUCUCAGCUGAUGUAAAAAUCAGGGAGAAAGAUGACGAUGACGAGGAUAAGAAGAAAAAGAGGGAAUCAGCUGCCAGCGAUGACAGCGACCACAAGCACAAGCACAAGUUCAAGCUCCCGAAGUUCCCAAGUUUCCAUUUUGGUGGAAAGCAUAAGCAUGAUAAGCCGAAAAAAGAGGUCGAUGUAAAAGUGAAGACGCCAGAUCAGCCUGAAAUCAAGUUGGUUUUAGAAACACCAGAAACUCAGGUGAAGGAUCCAGAGAUUGAGAUUCCAGAGAUAAAGGCCUCUGCAGAGGUUGAGGAGCCUGAGAUACCCGAGAUAAAGGGAGAGGUACAGCCUGAAAUUAAAUUUGUUAUGGACGUCCCAGAUUACGAUCUCUCAGCUGAUGUGAAGGUGGAGGAGCCUGAGAUACCCGAGAUAAAGGGAGAGGUGCAGCCUGAAAUCAAGCUUGUUAUGGAUGUUCCAGAAGUCGAUCUCUCAGCUGAUGUGAAAAUCAGGGAGAAAGAUGACGAUGACGAGGAUAAGAAGAAAAAGAGGGAAUCAGCUGCCAGCGAUGACGGCGACCAUAAGCACAAGCACAAGUUCAAGCUCCCGAAGUUCCCAAGUUUCCAUUUUGGUGGAAAGCAUAAGCAUGAUAAGCCGAAAAAAGAGGUCGAUGUAAAAGUGAAGACGCCAGAUCAGCCUGAAAUCAAGUUGGUUUUAGAAACACCAGAACUGCAGGUCGAGGAGGCAGAGGUUGAGAUACCAGAGAUAAAGGGAGAGGCAGAGCCUGACAUUAAGCUUGUAAUGGACGUUCCAGACGUCGAUCUCGCAGCUGAUGUGAAGGUUGAAGAGCCUGAGAUACGCGAGAUAAAGGUUUCUGCAGAGUUUGAGGAGCCUGAGAUACCCGAGAUAAAGGGAGAGGUGCAGCCUGAAAUCAAGCUUGUUAUGGAUGUUCCAGAUGUCGAUCUCUCAGCUGAUGUGCAAAUCAGGGAGAAAGAUGACGAUGACGAGGAUAAGAAGAGAAAGAGGGAAUCAGCUGCCAGCGAUGACAGCGACCACAAGCACAAGCACAAGUUCAAGCUCCCGAAGUUCCCAAGUUUCCAUUUUGGUGGAAAGCAUAAGCAUGAUAAGCCGAAAAAAGAGGUCGAUGUAAAAGUGAAGACGCCAGAUCAGCCUGAAAUCAAGUUGGUUUUAGAAACACCAGAAACUCAGGUGAAGGAGCCGGAGAUUGAAAUUCCAGAGAUAAAGGCCUCUGCAGAGGUUGAGGAGCCUGAUAUUCCCGAGAUAAAGGGAGAGGUACAGCCUGAAAUUAAAGUUGUUAUGGGGGUCCCAGAUGUCGAUUUCUCGGCUGAUGUGAAGCUCAAGGAGAAGGAUGACGAUGAAGAAGAUAAGGAGGGAAAGAGGAAAUCAACUUCCAGCGAUGACAGUGACCACAAGCACAGAUUCCAUCUUCCACAUUUCCAUCUGGGAAAACAUAAACAUGAUAAACCUGAUGUGGACGCUGAGGUAAAGGUGGAUUCACCAACUCAACCUGAGAUGAAGUUAGUUUUAGAACCUCCAAGUCCAGAAUUGGAUGUUGAGGCAUCUGGAGAAGUUCCACAACCAAAGGAAAAGGAAGAUCUUGAAAAGGAAGGGGAUCAUGAACAUAAACACAAGUUCAAACUACCUAGCUUCGGUUUUCACAAACAUGACAAAGAAGCUGAAAGUCCGAAGGAAGAACCUGAGUAUAAACUCGUGUUUGAAGCCCCAACACCGAAGGUCGACGUUGAUGGUCCUGAGCCACACGCUCAUGCUGACUUCCGAAAACCUGAUGUUGAUAUUGAAGGUGAAGCAAAGAUGGAAUUUGGUCUCCCAGAGCCUGAGCUGAAAUUCGAUGUUCCUCAACCAGAGGUAGAUGUUGAUGGUGAUUUUGAUGGCCUUAAAAUUGGAGAGGGGGAAGAAGUAGAAGUGGUCAAAGUCUCUACCAAGUUUAUCCCCGAGGGUUAUGAACAGCCUGAAGAGGCUGUCGCCGAGCGAGAGAUAGAACUGCCAGAACAGCCUGACAUCAGCCUCGUGUUUGACACGCCAGAAGUACCUGAGCUGGAUGUGACAGCUGCAGUGAAGAAGCCAGAACCUGAGGUAACAUUGUUGAUUGAAACUCCAGAGGUCAAGGUCGAUGGAGAGCCAAAGAAAAAGAAGGAGAAGAAGUUCAGGAUUCCAUCGUUCCACUUCAAGAAACAAAAGGGUGAGAAACCGGAUGAAGCUGAUAAGAAGCCCGAUGAACACAAACAUGAACAUAAGUUUAAGUUACCCUCUUUCCAUCUUAAGAAACAUGCUCAUGAGGAAGAGAAGCCAAAGGAGGAAAAUAAGGAACCGGAGGAGUCAACAAAAGAGGCGAAACCGGAGCCUGAAAUCAAUUUGGUCAUUGAUGCACCGGAGGUCAAUUUCCCCGAGGCCAGGAUCGAGAUUGAAGGUGGCAUCAAAGCCCCAGCUGAACCUAGGAUAGAAAUGGGUGUUGAGAAGCCUGAGGAGCCUAAAGUGGAGUUUGUUGCACCUGUUGAACAAGGAGAUAAGGAACCCGUGCGGUUCUUAGUCCGUGAGGACGAGGAGAAGGAGAAAGAACCUGACAAACCAAAACAGAAAGGUAUCUCCUUUUCCUUCAGGCUUCCAAGGUCCGAAAAGAAACCGGAGGUUGAGAAGAGACCAAGACCAAAGUCUGCUGACAUUGGUGCUGAGGUGGAAUUCGAUAGACCAGGAAGAGCACACUCUGAGGAGCCGGAAAGCGAGGACAAGAAAGAUAAGAAGAAGAAGAAGCAUUUCUUCUCCUUUGGCUUUAGAAAAGAUAAAAAACCAGAAGUUGAGAAGCAAGUGGAAGAGAAAGAACCUUCUGCAACAGAAUCUGUUGAGUUUAAAAUACCCGAGUUUGAAGGGCAGUUAGUUGUAGACACUCCCAAAGUUGAUACUGUCCCAGUCGUUGAAGGGCCUGAAGAACCAAAGAGGCCUGCCUUUGAACUGGAACCAGAAGCCGAGCUUGGCGUUGAUGUUGAAAUUGUAAAGGUCUCAUCAAAAUUUAUCCCCGAAGGCCAUGAAGAUACCAAGGUUGAUGUGGCAGUGAGAGUUGAUGAGCCAGAUAAGCCUGAAAGAAGUGAAGUUGAAAAGGUUGUGGACCAAAUUGUUGAUGACAUCAUCAAUGAAACCAAGCUCAAGGUUGCUGGUUCAGUUGUGCUGCCAAAGGUUGAAGUCGAAGGUGAAGUUGAAACAGAGAGAGAAGUUGAGAAAAAGGCUGACGAUGAAGAUAGACCAAAGAAAAAGGUUGAUCUGCCUAAGAAACGGAGCUUCCUAGAAAAGAUUGGUGUCAGGAAGGUUCCAAGGAAUAAGGUCGAGGACGAGCCUGAAGUUGAAGGUGCAGUUGGUGUGAAGGUCAAAACCCCUGAUGUUGAUGAACCACUGCGGUACUUUGUCUUGGAAGGUGAGCAGCAGGAGCACCCAAAUAAUGGUUGGUCUAAAACUGAUAAACCCAAAGAAAAGGAUGAAUUGAAACCAGAGCAUAAAACGAAUAACAAAAAAGAAAAGGAGAAGAGAAAGAGUUGGCUGGUGAGCUGGGGUUUGAAGAAAGAGCCACACGAGCACGAGCAUGAGAAACCAGCCGAUGCAAAGCUGGUUGUGCAAAGGCCUGAAGUACCACAGCCUCAGGGUGAAGCCGAGAUAGAGUUCGAUUUUGAGUUCCCAGAUUCACCGACUGUGUCAAUACCUGAGCCUUCAAUCCAAGUUGAAGAAGAUUUAUGCCUUGAAAUAAGAACAACGCCAACAAAGCCAGAGGCACCAAUGCAAGAGAAAUUAGUGGAGAUCCCUGAUGACCAUCCAAUAUGUUCACUUCUUGACCAGCUCAGGGAUGAAAGUCCAACAAGAGAGUCUGAAAUGUCGUCUGCUGGAGAAUCUGAAUGUUUUGAGUAUAGGAAAACACCCAUAAGACUCCCAUCCUUAGAUUUACCAGAUGACAUGAAAGAUGAUGAGCAUGUUUUGAUCGUUGAGCCUGGGGCAAGAAUCAGCUUAGAAAUUCCCGAGGUUAAAACAGACAAGGAGGAUGAAAAGGCUGACAGCCCGAGAGAUAAAAAGGACCACAAACAUAAAGAGCCUAAGGAUAAGGAAAAGAGGCGAAGCUGGUUUGCCAAACUAGGUUUUAAGAAGGAGCCUGAAGGGCAAGUGGAGGUUGUGGUGCCCAGGGUGGAGGUACCUGAUGUUGAGGGAACGAUUGAAGUGUCGGUUGCACCUGCUGUUGAGUCUACUCCGUCUCCUGUGGAGAAGGAGCACAUGAGGUACCUGGUGAUUGAGCCUGAUGAGGAAAAGGACAUGGAAAAAGAAGAGGAGAGAGAGAAGGAGAAGGAGAGGGAAAAGGAAAAGGCUGACGAAGAUAAGCUGAAGGCAUUGGAGAGGGAAGAUAAGAAGGAGCCAAAAGAUAAAGAGAAGAGAAAAAGCUGGUUAUUUUCCCUUGGUUUGAGGAAAGAGGAGCACCCGAAAGAGGCAAAACCUGAAGCCGUCCCCGCUGAUGAAACAGAGCCUGAAGUUGUCCCUCAGGUAGAGCUACACGUCGAAGCCGAGCCAAAUAUAACAUUGGAGUCACCUGAAAUACAACUGGUCUUAGAAGGUGUCCAAUCUGACGAAGAAGCGCCGAAAGAAGUGAAAGACACUAAGUCACCGAAAAAGAAGAAACUUACACCAUUUAAGAUUAAAAAGAGGAAGGAAAAGAAGCCGAAGUCGCCAAAGAAAGGCAAAAGUCCGAAGGGGAAGACGCCAAAGAAGAAGAAGGGAAUCGAGGAUACUGAUGAGCCUCAGACGAUUGGUGUGACGCCUGAGAAACUCCAGGAGGGACCAGCGUUGUUUAUUGAACGGGAUGAGAUUAGCUUAGCUGACAGGUACGCGAUCAGCGAGGGAAGAACACCAGACAUGUCUCCGUUCAAAGCAUCAGUCGAGCCUCCCUGUCUAGACAUCCCUGAGGUCGACUCCGAUGCAAUUGUUGCUGAUCCUAUACUUAUUCCAAGGUCACAGCAGCGGCCUCUGAGUGGCGAGUCGCAGGAUGAGAACUCGAGUAAGACUGGAACCAUCCGAUUAUACUUUAACAACCAGAACGUGAGAGAUGAGGACCGUGAUCGACCGGAAACAGUCGUCUUGCCGAUUAACUUCGAUGAGUAUAUGACUGUUCUGUUGUACAAUCCGUACGACGAGGAUUCUCAAUGGAUCGAGGAAAAAGGAUUACGGUCGUGGAUGGGUCAUCAAAAACACCGGAUCUUCAAUGUUGGCCUAAAAAUCAAGCGCCGUCACGACGGGAAUGGUUUAUAUGUGAAAUUUAAAUAUCAGGACGGUCUUUAUGGUUUAACGAGGACAUACUAUGGGGACGUUAAUAUUAAGAAUCUUCAAAAUGGCAAAUGUCUCCACUGCUCUAUCUACACGGAUCAUGACGUUUACAUCAUGGAAUUAAAUAACCCGCCCACUCAUCAGGAAAAUAUCAUGGAUGGGAAAUUAUACCGUGAUCAAUUCACGAGCGGGUCUAAAUCGCGGUGGGAUGCGGCCAUCACCCGAUCCCAUCAGAAGGUACACGUCGUUACUGUUUAAAAGCGCCAAAGAGUCAGGGUGACUUUUAUACACAUAUAUUUUUGUACUAAAAAGACGAAUUAUUCCACAAUGAGACUUGAGCAUGAAUUUUAUAUAAAGACAGCUUUUGAUUUGUAUAAAUUCCACAGAGCAAUGCAAUGUUGCUAUGUACAAAAUGCAGCAUAUAUUUAAUGGAGACUAAUCUGUGUACAGUCGUCGUGUGUAGUCGCUUUCUCUCUUGGAUAGUACUGACCCAAGUGGAACUCUGUGUUGUGCUUUUUUCGGAUAUAUAAGCACUGCAAUUGGGAGGAGUUGCGAGGACUUACAAAAACUCCAAAUAAAAACACAUACGAUACAGUCUUGGCUGUUAUCUUGUGUGCUUUUUAAGACUUUUGAAUUCUCAAAAAAUGGAUUACGUACAUUCUUGAAUGCUGCCGUGCUGUGGAAACGCAAUGCUUGGAUCUAGUAUAACUAUGGAAUAAUUUACGAUAAAUAUGAAUUCGUACAUUGGAAACGCGCAGACCCUGGCCACACAUUUCUUGUACAUCUGUUGUAUCACUUACUCACAUCAGUGACGACAUCAAAGUGUUCUCACGAGACAAUGACGACAAGCACAACGCGAAGUGCCAUAUUGCUUGAAUAUCGGUGGGUUCGAACGUCAGUGCUCCCAAAAACCCGACAAACUUUGUUGCCAGAUUUUUAUGAACAGUCGGAGAUCUCAGUAAUUUACUAGUACGACAACUACUGUAAAUAGCCAUGAUGUACAUAUAGGGUGGAUAGAGGUCCUAAAUUAGCAGUUUUAAACUGACAGAUUUUCACAAUAUUUGCGCAGGAUUCGGAUAAAGCUUUUGUAACGUUUAUCAAAUUGAUUUUGGCCAACUUUAAAACGUUUAAGUAAACACGAGUCUAAUGAUUUAAGGACAGUUUACUGGUGGUUUCAAGGCCGGAUGAAGUGCCUGACCGUCGUGACGGCGACUCCUCCGUACAGGAUCACCAUACACAUGUAGGCCACGGAGGAACAUCAAUUGGAAAGGAGUCAGACCCGCCUUUCGGGGUGCAGGACAGGCUGAGGGUCAUGAGGAUACUCACUGAGGACACUCAUGCGUUUUAAAGGACGAUACCCCAACAUGGGGCCUACGUAUUUCGUAACACUGAGCUUUCGUUGUGCGUGCAACUCACUUGCUUUUUAGCGCAGUUUUGUUUAACGUUAGAGAGUUAAUCAUUUGGGAAAAACAUUUCGUUCCAUGUUAGGAGAUAUGAUGGAUUCAAACAGCGAAAAUUGUCUACCAUGCUAUUUCGGUUAUUUAACUGAUGAAUUGACGCCAGAGACAGAGUUUUGGAACAUCUCCACAGAAAAAAUGAGGGAAAAGUGUUGUCCUGAGGUAAAGUGUUUGUCCAAGGAGUAGAAGAGUAGUUGUAACAACAGACGCACUAACAAUACGUUAAAGGAGCCAAUGCACCUACUAUCCCUUCAUCGCACUCAGUGUUUCAGAUCAGAACAUUAGCUUUACCUAAAAUGCCACCGGCAUUUCAAUUUGUGUUUUAGCGUUGAGAGCCACUGCCAAACUGUUAGAGAGUCCUGCUGGAUAUUCGCCCCAACCUUUGGAAUGGUCGUAAGCGUGUUAGUUUGAUUAUAGACAUUAUUUAGUAUAGCUGUCGUCUUUGCUGUAACUUGCCAUAAUCUUUUAGUGGAGAUAUUACUCUGGAAUACAAGGAAAAGUCGAAUUGUCUAAAAUGUGCAGAUUCCGGUACUCAGGGAUGGACCCACAGGAUCGCCCCAGGAACAUUACGAUUGAGCACGUAACCGCGUAAGGGAUAUUACAGUAACGUACCAAUAGCAACACGCAUCCAUAUUGAAUAAAUUAGCUAACGGGCCAAAACCAUUGUUAUUGAUACAAUGAAACCGCACUUUCAAUGAUAAAAAGGGAAAUAUCACCACCUUACUUCAAGAUUUCUGCGCUACGUGAUUGCCUCUGAAUACUAAUCCACCGCGUGGAUAACUGGGUUGCUGAGGUCGGUGAGCUAGAUGCUCUGAUGUUGCCAUGGCAACCUAAAGGAUUGAUUUACGAAAAACAUUUAUAGGAAGAGGCCGUGACUUUCCGAGUAGCUAAAGAGGGCUUCGAGGAGCUGAAUUCUCGGAAUAGGAUGCAAUAAACUGUAUGCAUAAUAAAAUUGAACAUUUAUCAUGGUGGCGGAAACAACAACGAACGGGAGGAUGCGCGUGAAAGAAGAAAUUGACAAAAAGAGAGAAUUUCAAUGAAUCCUUUAUCAGGCUAUGAAUUAACAGCUGGCGUUACAUAUCUAAUUGAAAACGAAUCACUCACAAAAACGAACAAGAUAAAAUAAAUGUGGCUCGUAGCAAACGUAAAUUUGCGCUUGACAUAAUUUUACACAUCGAGUGAAAACCUAUAUUUUUACUGCAAUGAAUUGUGAUUGCGGCCGAUGAUUAUUUAGAUUUUAAUGAAAUAGUUCCGCGCAUUCCUUCCAUGGAAAUCAUUUGAUUAAACAACUGACGCGUAUAUAAAAGGGUAACCAAACACGUGUAAAGGAUGAUGGUUUGGUGCGUUCCUGCUGCUGGUGGGUCGAUUGGAUGCGCCUGGUAGAAGCCGGAGGUCCGGGCAGCGGAUGGAUACACGAGAAUCGAUUGGCGACGAGAUGUCCAAGAGGGGGUUGUCGGCGCUGCUGCCAUGACCUGGCUGAUGCUUUUGCAUAUGGGAGGAGGGAGCUAUAGGCCGCCAGAAUACACGAAGACCGCAACCAUCAGUAGUCGAUCGUGUUCGACUGCAAAUGCCAAGCUCCCUAGAUAUGCAACUCGCUUUCGUUACCAUGGCAACCGGCAUUUCCUGAAAAGCGCCAAUCAGCGGCGUUCUAUUCAACGAACGCUGCAUUUCCCAAUCAGGUAUCGAACAUUGAGGAUCGGUAACUUUCGCAAGCAUUAGACAAUAAUGUUCUUCUUCUGUCACAUAUAUAAUUGUGAACUAAACCUCAGCACAGGUCCAACCCCAUUUUUUCCGCUGUAGAUUUUCGUAGUUGACCUAAAAAUCUUUGCUGAGGUUUAGAACAACUCCAUCUGUCAGACUGUUUGGAUGAUGUAUAUUUUUCCAUGCUGACAAGAAACAAGAAUCUGCACAUAUCACUUGAAGUAUGCACACAUGUCUCGGUUCUUGUUAGCGAUAGAAGGUUUGGUCAUCUGAGUUACGAGGUUAUCAGAAAAAAGACACUGCUGGUAGAAACGGCUUCAUUGCAACAAUUAGAAAUAUUAACAUGUUUUGAUGUUUUCACUCUUGUUAGGGAUACAUUAUGUUAAAAAGCUUUUGCCAUUUGUAUUCCAUUGCAAAUUGUAAUUCCUGCAUUGAAUAGUUUUGAGAGUAGACACAGUAAUAUCUCCAUUCACCAUCAUCGUUUUUGAAUUGAUUUGUUGUACCUGUGUGCAAUCAUUAUAGUUUACUAUCACGUUGUUGGUGUUGUGUGGCAGCAAAUUUUGUUCAUUUUUGAUUAAUAUUAUAGUGUGGAGCAGGACGGAGACCUACGAAAUGAUGUGCAAUUAUAAACGUGGUUAAAAUGCUCAGAAGCGAGUCAUUUGUAGCCCCAUUUUGAGGCCACACGUGUCACCAGACUGCAUGGUGGCUCUCGACGCCAGAACUAGGUCGACGACUAACCCGGGUAGCCAGGUGGUUCGAUCUCAUUUUCAUAUUCGAUCAGCUGAGGGGGAGCUAAAAUGACUCGCUUCGUUGUGGAGGGAGAGAACAAUCCUGCAUUGGGUCACUGUUAGUUUUUAUAUAGUGUUCAGACCUUGGUGCACGCUGAGUAAAACAUGAUCAUGUGAGUCAAAAGUAGGCCUUAUAACCGCCAGGGGGAUGGCCGACAUGAUCAUAGAAGAUGAAAUUCUGCGAUAAAAACAUAUUAAUGAUCCACCUUGGAAGGACAUAUAAUUAGAAAAUGUGUGGAUAUGUAUACUUGGCACUUCUAUUCUGUUUCUUGUACUCAAAUUUUUAACUAGCUGUUAUAUAAAUGCAUUGAUUACAAAGCGCACUUCGUUCUCAUUGUCAACUGUAGUUAGAUCUUUGUUUUCUGUUGUGAGAGAUGUCUCAAGUUUACUAGAACAUGCUUUUUAUCGUCAGCAUUUAUUUUGCACUGUAGAUUAGAGAUUGUAGCCGCCAUGACCACUACGCAUUUGAUGAUUUUGCCCAAAUGGCCCUACUUUGCACAGCGGAAGUAGAUCCAAAGCACUCACAAAAUGGCGCCGACCAAGGUGGAUCAUUAUGAAUGACGAAUUUAUCGCCAACUGGGUUUUCCGCUGCGGAUGACCCGAGAGUAUCCAUACAAUAUUGAACACUUUCCUGUUUCCAUACAGCAAUAAUUGACGUAAUUCAUUGUUUAAUAAUUCAAAUGUCUUAUAGUUAGAAAUAUAGAUGUAUCAUUAUAUAUAGGUUAAUUGUGUUAAUAAAGGGUGAGGUCUAACCUCGACCCGUUGGUAAUAUUUAGUUAUAGCGGAUCGUCUACCUGUAUUUGUCACCUGCAUGAGAUAUCUUAAUAAUGUGUACUGUGUACGAGGUUGAGGAUUUGUUGAUUCGUUGACUUCACAUCGAUCCUAUUUUGCAUGACAAACGAGGUGAAAAGAAUCGGAACAUGGAACCAACAAAUGUUGGUAAUUAUAGAUCAAAGCUAAUUUAAGUAGCCACCGCUAUCACUAUCAUGAUUUGUAUAAAUCCAUAAGCAUUUGUUCUGAUCACAUCAUGAGACAACAUCCUCAGGCUUUAUUGCAAAGGGAUUAUACAAUAUCUUGGCAUCAUCAUCAUGAAGUAAACAUUCUGCAGCAUAAGGGUCAUGUGAUACACAAUAACAAGUGUUGUUUCAUAUUGUAUGCACGGCGUCUUUAAAAUAGACACGUACAUGUAACUAUAGUUGCACUAUUCGUCACGUAGUAGCCAUAUUUGUACAUGUGACCAUCAUCAUCACACAGCCUUAUCAAGAUUUCGACCGAUUGUGCGGCUGGGUAGAUUAAUAUUGAGAGGCUAAACGAAAAUUAAGUCGAACUUGACUCUUUUCACAUCGGGCUAGUUCACGUGCAACGUCGUGCAAUAUUCAAAUUAUGCUAUAUUGAUGCUUUGAACCAGUGUAUUUUUCGUAUUGAAAAUGGCCGUGUGUCAGCUAUAUGCCGCCCUGAAUUGCGAUAAAGAUAUUUUCGAGUGGCAUAUUUGUGUAGCGAUUUAGAACAUGUACUUGUGUGUACAGUACAUGCAUAAUAACUCUGACAGUUUGGGCGCUUUCUUGAAAAGUUAUAUCAGCAGAGUUAAUGGACGUAGCAUGUUAGACUAGAGAAACGUUCGCUAAAUUCACUAUCAUGAGCAGCACACCUGAAGGGCGAAUUUUACUUUGGUAUCAUUGUACUUGUCAUGGCUGAAUAAGAAAAAAACCGAUGAUAUACUAAACGCCGAUUAGCGUGGACUCGCUUUGGUGCUACUAUCAAUUUAUUACAACUGAGGAAGAUGUGAAUUAUUCUUGAUUGACAACAACUCGAAUAUAAAGAUUGUCAUAUUAUUCAAAAUCACGACGAAGACAAAAUUUCGGUUGUAUCAGCUAGCAUUAUGUAAAUACGUUAUGCUCCAUCAACAUCAUUGAGUGUCUUUGUUCACUUUUCAAAUGUGCUGCUGAUGAACAUAUCUAAUUGCUUCUUACGUGCCGAGGGGACUCAGGAUAAUUUCUGUAAACUUCUUUAUAUUCAGUAGGUGCCAUAUCAGAUACUUUUCUGAAAAAAAUGGUGACAUUUCUUUUGGCAGACAAAUAAAGGGAUUAAUGGAAAAUUUGUACAUAUCAAA
Molecule: messenger RNA, 19269 nt
Organism: Lineus longissimus
Lineage: Eukaryota; Metazoa; Nemertea; Pilidiophora; Heteronemertea; Lineidae
Product: neuroblast differentiation-associated protein AHNAK-like
Exons: 3
Coding region: 329-13471 (4380 amino acids)
Source: RefSeq, a predicted model, not a curated record